Molecule: messenger RNA, 7909 nt
Organism: Bradysia coprophila
Lineage: Eukaryota; Metazoa; Arthropoda; Insecta; Diptera; Sciaridae
Product: sodium/potassium-transporting ATPase subunit alpha
Biological process (GO): sodium ion export across plasma membrane; potassium ion import across plasma membrane; intracellular potassium ion homeostasis
Cellular component (GO): plasma membrane
Molecular function (GO): ATP hydrolysis activity; ATP binding; P-type sodium:potassium-exchanging transporter activity
Source: RefSeq, a predicted model, not a curated record
UUCAAUGUGUACAGAAAUUGAACGACGUGCAAUGCCGAAGAGCUGUUCAGUUGAGUGCCGAUUCCGUAACUAGAAGGUAUCGCACUACAUUAAGAAUUCGGUCCAGCUCGGUAUUACAUUAUAUACAAAAGAAAAAAAAAAUUUUUUGCUGUGAAGUGAAGGAAAAGGAAAAAUUUUAAGAAAUAGUGUCUUGAGUUUCCCAUUUUCAAUAUUAAUAUCCUACAAGACAAACAAAAUCAAACAAUUUGUAUUUUGCAUAAAAGUUGCACAUUAAUGCAAUUUAGUUCCUAAAAUUGUGUUUGGUUUCAACAAGAAAAAAGAAAAUUAAAUUUUUAAAAAUAAAUUCGAUUGUGAGAUAGAGAGAGAGUGUUUGUGUUCAAAAUAAAAUAGUCGAUAUUAUGACAUAGUGGCGAGAAAACGGAUUUGUUUUUCUUGCGUGGCAAGGAGAUAACCCAAAAGGACACUUCGUUCAGUGUGUUAAGCGAGGAAAGAAAGCAAAAGCAAAAAUAAAAUAAAAAACGAACAAACCGGAAAAACGGAAACUUGGUGUUCGCACACAAAACCAUAUUUCACGGAAUAUUUCAAUUUUUAAAUUCAAAUAAUAGUUUAACGAAAAUCCCGGCGCAAAAUGGCGAAGGCUGCGAAAAAGGAAAAUUUAGAUGAUCUAAAACAAGAAUUAGACAUCGAUUAUCAUAAAAUUACAGCCGAGGAAUUAUAUCAGAGAUUUCAGACACAUCCAGAAAAUGGUCUCAGUCAUGCAAAGGCCAAAGAAAAUUUAGAAAGAGACGGGCCCAAUGCCCUAACCCCUCCAAAGCAAACACCCGAAUGGAUUAAAUUUUGUAAGAAUCUGUUUGGUGGCUUUGCGAUGUUGUUGUGGAUCGGUGCUGUUCUAUGUUUUGUUGCGUAUUCCAUUCAAGCAAGUACUAGCGAAGAACCGGCCGACGAUAACUUGUAUUUGGGUAUUGUACUUUCAGCUGUAGUUAUAGUUACUGGUAUUUUCUCAUAUUAUCAGGAAUCAAAAAGCUCCAAAAUUAUGGAGUCCUUUAAAAACAUGGUGCCGCAAUUUGCUACUGUUAUUCGAGAAGGCGAAAAACUUACGCUUCGUGCUGAAGAUUUAGUUCUUGGCGAUGUUGUUGAGGUCAAAUUUGGUGACAGAAUACCAGCUGACAUUCGUAUAAUUGAAGCAAGAAAUUUCAAGGUCGAUAACUCAUCUCUAACCGGUGAAUCAGAACCGCAAUCCCGAGGACAUGAAUUCACUCAUGACAAUCCAUUGGAAACGAAAAAUCUUGCAUUUUUCUCUACCAACGCUGUUGAAGGUACUGCUAAGGGUGUUGUUAUCUCUUGCGGUGAUCACACUGUCAUGGGACGUAUUGCCGGUCUUGCAUCUGGUCUGGAUACUGGAGAAACACCAAUUGCUAAGGAAAUCCAUCAUUUCAUUCAUCUGAUUACCGGUGUCGCUGUAUUCUUGGGCGUGACAUUCUUCGUGAUUGCCUUCAUCUUGGGAUACCAUUGGUUGGACGCCGUAAUUUUCUUGAUUGGUAUUAUUGUCGCUAAUGUACCUGAAGGUCUUUUGGCCACUGUAACUGUGUGCUUGACAUUAACUGCUAAGCGUAUGGCAUCGAAGAAUUGUUUGGUCAAGAAUUUGGAAGCUGUAGAAACAUUAGGAUCUACAUCAACAAUUUGCUCGGAUAAGACUGGAACAUUGACCCAGAACCGAAUGACCGUUGCUCAUAUGUGGUUUGAUAAUCAAAUCAUUGAAGCCGAUACCACUGAAGAUCAAUCUGGUGUUCAAUAUGACCGUACAAGUCCUGGAUUCAAGGCAUUGUCUCGCAUCGCUACUUUGUGUAACCGAGCCGAAUUCAAAGGUGGUCAGGAAGGUGUACCAAUUUUAAAGAAAGAAGUUAGUGGUGAUGCUUCAGAAGCUGCUCUGCUCAAAUGUAUGGAACUUGCUCUCGGCGAUGUAAUGAGCAUCCGUAAACGCAACAAGAAAGUGGCUGAAAUUCCAUUCAACUCAACCAACAAAUAUCAAAUUUCGAUCCAUGAAACCGAUGAUGCUAGCGAUCCUCGUUAUCUGUUGGCAAUGAAAGGUGCACCCGAACGAAUCUUAGAACGUUGCGGAUCGAUCUUCAUCAAUGGCAAAGAGAAAGUUUUAGACGAAGAAAUGAAGGAAGCAUUCAACAAUGCAUAUCUCGAAUUGGGCGGUCUCGGUGAGCGUGUACUUGGUUUCUGCGACUUCAUGUUGCCAUCCGACAAAUUUCCAAAUGGCUUUAAAUUCAACACAGAUGACCCCAAUUUCCCAACUGACAAUCUCCGUUUCGUGGGCUUAAUGUCUAUGAUUGAUCCUCCACGUGCAGCUGUACCCGAUGCAGUAGCCAAAUGCCGUUCAGCUGGUAUUAAGGUCAUCAUGGUUACCGGCGAUCAUCCAAUCACUGCUAAAGCUAUCGCUAAAUCGGUCGGUAUCAUCUCCGAAGGCAACGAAACCGUUGAAGACAUUGCACAAAGAUUGAAUAUUCCCGUGUCCGAAGUUAAUCCACGUGAGGCCAAGGCUGCCGUUGUACAUGGCGCUGAAUUACGUGACGUAUCCACCGACCAAUUGGACGAAAUUUUGCGCUAUCACACCGAAAUCGUAUUCGCUCGUACAUCACCGCAACAGAAGUUGAUCAUUGUUGAGGGUUGCCAACGUAUGGGUGCUAUUGUAGCUGUAACUGGUGAUGGUGUCAAUGAUUCACCUGCUUUGAAGAAGGCUGACAUUGGUGUUGCUAUGGGUAUUGCUGGCUCAGAUGUAUCCAAACAGGCUGCUGACAUGAUUUUACUCGACGAUAAUUUCGCUUCUAUUGUUACUGGUGUCGAGGAAGGUCGCUUGAUUUUCGACAAUCUUAAGAAAUCCAUUGCAUACACACUGACAUCGAACAUUCCCGAAAUCUCACCAUUCUUGGCAUUUAUCUUGUGCGAUAUUCCAUUGCCAUUGGGAACCGUAACAAUUUUGUGUAUCGAUUUGGGAACGGACAUGGUACCAGCUAUUUCAUUGGCUUAUGAAACUGCCGAAUCUGACAUUAUGAAACGACCACCCCGAAAUCCAUUCCAAGAUAAAUUAGUAAAUUCCAGACUGAUUUCAAUGGCUUAUGGACAAAUUGGUAUGAUUCAAGCAGCUGCUGGUUUCUUCGUCUACUUCGUUAUUAUGGCAGAAAAUGGAUUUUUACCUACGAAAUUGUUUGGUAUUCGUGAAACAUGGGAUUCGAAAGCUGUUAACGAUUUAACUGAUUCGUAUGGACAAGAAUGGACAUACCGUGAUCGUAAAACACUGGAAUACACUUGCCAUACCGCAUUCUUCGUUUCCAUUGUCGUUGUACAAUGGGCUGAUUUGAUUGUAUGUAAAACCCGUCGUAAUUCGAUUGUCCACCAAGGCAUGCGAAAUUGGGCAUUGAACUUUGGCUUAGUAUUUGAAACUGCUCUGGCAGCAUUCUUGUCAUAUUGCCCGGGAAUGGAUAAGGGUCUACGAAUGUACCCACUAAAAUUCGUUUGGUGGUUGCCCGCUCUUCCAUUCAUGUUGUCUAUCUUUAUCUAUGAUGAAGUUCGUAGAUUCUACUUACGUCGCAAUCCAGGAGGCUGGUUGGAACAAGAAACAUAUUAUUAAACGAUUCAAUGUUUGCGUUUUUUUUAUUGUAUUACUAUAACAACCCCUAAAGUGUGGUCCCCGUCCUCAUUUCCAAGAAAUAUUUAUUAUAGUUAAAUAACAAUCCUCGUUUAAUUUUUGUUUUUUGUUUUUUUUUUAAAGAAAUUUUUUUUUAAAUUCCUUCAGAAAGAUUUUUUUGGUUUAAAAAACAGAAGAAUUAAAAGAAGUAAAUAAAACAAAGAAGAAAAAAAAUAUAAAAUUUGAAUUAUGAUAGAUACAACAAAUUACACAAUAUAUUUGUCAAAAUUUAAAUUUAAAAUAAAAAAGAAAAUGAAAAUUUUUAAACGUUCUUGCAGUGUAAAUCAAAAAAGAUAUAAAUUACAAAAUAACAAAAAAAAAAUUAUGAAAGUAAUUUCAUCCCUUACCUGUAUGUCUAUAUGUCAUGGUUGUUAAGUGAAGAAAAAAAAAUGUUGUUGAAAUAAAAAAGAAAAAAUCUCUAAUUUUAUUCGAAAAAAAAAUCCCAGAAUUUUGAACUCCAAUAAAAAAACGUAAACUCUCAAUUCCCAUAUUUAAAACAACAAAAAAAAAACCGGACGGCCAAUUUAAUUUAAUUUUCAAAAUAUUAUGCAAAGUCUCGCACGUGAUUAGUCGUUAAUUCUAACAGAUUAUGCAACCCAUAACUACGAAAUCAAUCAACCGACUAGAAAAAAACCUCUUUUGCAUAAAAAUAAUUUGAAUUUAUUGAUUCAUUCAACUGAUUCAUCGGAGGUUACGAACUAACUAACCCAAUCACUGGUUUAUUCCAUCUAUUCGGGAUUGAUUGAUAUUUCACACGAGAUUUUAUAAAAUUAUGAAAAUUAUAUUAUUGGCAAUCCUAAUUUGUUUCCAAGUCAGAUAAUUUUUUUUAUUCAUUUUUCAUUUAAAUAAAUUUAAACAAAAAAGAAAUCAAUAAGAAAAUACGAUUCGUUUGCAUAAUUAUAUAAUACUUAUGUUAAUUUUCAUUAAUUAAUAAUUUUUGUAGAAAAAUUAUUUUAACUUUAGUAUAUUUAUUAAAUAUUCAUACAAAAUUGAAGUAAAAAAAAUGAUGAAAAGUAUAAUUAAAAAAACAAAUGAAAUGCAAGAAUAUUAUAGAUAACAAAAAAAUAUGAAAGCAACGCGUCUCACAAUACUGCCUGACUGUUGUUUUGUUAAAAAUGAAUAAAAGAAAAUAAGCAAAAAAAAAUUAUUGUGUCUGUAAAAAAACAUUAAAUUUAAAACAAAUGCGAUUGCCUCUUUAAAGAUUAAGUUAAUUUAAAAAAAAAUGGAAAUAAGUAAAAAAGAUGAUAAAUAAAACAAUAAAAUUAUGAAACAAAAAUUUAAAAAUGAAUUUUAAAAACAAAGGAUAUUUCAUUUAUAUAGAAAAGAAAAUGUUUGGUUGCUCUCUUCCGUUUUUUUUUAUUUUUCCGUUUUCGGCAUAACUUCUUUUUUCCAUUUCGUUUUGUUUCUUUAUUAUUUUUUUUUCAUAAAAUUUAAAUUUGUGAAAAUUGGGAACUAUUCACAACAGAGAAAAUUUUUAUGUUAUGGAUUUUAAAAUUUAAGAAAAAUAAAAAUUUAGAAAAAAAACAAAUUCUACACACAAAAUGGAAGUGAGGAUCACUGACAUAUUAUAAACACACUCAAAAAAAGGAAAAGAAUAAAUAAAAAAAAUCUUUGAAUUAUAAAUAUUUGAAAAUAAGAAAUUUAUAAAAUUUGAAUUUUAAUUAAUUAAAUUGAAUUUGUGAUUUUUAUCUUCAGUUUUUCAGUUGUUUUUUUCUUUCUUUUGUUUUCGCAGAUUAAAAAAAAGAAAAAAAAAUUAAAGCAAAAAAGAUUGUGAAAAUUUACUACACGACCAAAACAAACAAACAAAGAAAAACUAAAAAAAAUAUUUUUAACUACCAAUUUUUAUGACAUACAAUUAGACCUUCUUGAUUGGUAAGUAGUGCUUCUUGAAUCGAUUUCAAGCAUCUCUCAAAAGGUAAAACAUUAAAACCGAAACCAAAAUUCAAACUCUAUUUCCCCCUCCCCUUAUAAAAACAAAAAUAAUGGAAAACCCCUCGGGACAAACAAUCUCAUUCGUCGAACACAUCUUCAUAAUGUAAAAAUGUUCUCUUUUACGUUCUUCGGAUCGUUUUGUGGAUCGUUUUGUUGGAUUUAGAAAAGAAAAUGAAAACCGUAACCAUUCACUUGGUAAACUAAAAGAAAUUUGUAUGCGAUUUUAUUUUUUGUUUUUUUUAUUUUAUUGAAAAUUAAAUUGUGGUGAAGGCUUAUAAAAUAAAUGGUAAAAUAUCUAUUCACAAACUAACCAAAAAAAAAACUACUACGUAAAGUGCAUUGAAAUUCGUUGUUAAACAUUUGUUUCUUUAUUCCUUUUUAUUAUUAAAUUCGUUAAAAAACCAAUAAUAAUAAUCAAGACAAAACAAACAUACAAAAAAAAUGUUUCUUUCCAAAUCUCAUGAAAAAUGUAUAUGGCUCUUAUAGAGCUGCCAAAAAUAAAAAUAAAAGUUUCUUGAUGAUUUAACACCAACCAUAACAUCAAAUAUAAAAAAUAAGUUUCCCUCUUCUAAUAAGUUCUGUUAUUUUCAAAGAAAAAGAAAAUUUUAAUUAUGGUUUCUGAUGCCAUUUUCUUAAUUAUCCCGGCUCCUCAACCCCACUCCAACAUCUGCUUUGCUUGUAAGUGUCUGCUUCAAGUUGUCAUUUUAAGAUGUUGCUAGAACACACAAUUCUAAACGUUUGCUAAAAUAGGGAACGAAAGAAAAAGAAAAUAAAAUUUAUAUAAGGGAAAAAUAGGGACAAAACAGAUUGAUUAAAAAAUAAAUAAAAUGUUACACACUCGUUCAAAUCAAUGACAAAUAAAAGAAAGAAAAAACCAUGUGAGAUAAAAGGAAACCCUUCGAAUAUUAAAAGAUUUUUUUUAAAAAUCGAUAUCGAUUUUGUACGCAUCUUUACACGUCAUCACAACUCAAUUCUUACAAAAGGUACGUCGCUCCAACACCAACAACCGCCACCACGAACCCCCCUUCAAAGAAUAAUAGGACAAAGAAAACAAAAUGACAAACAGUUUUUUAUUUAUUUUUGAUUGACUACCCACAAGAAAACUAUGGAAGAAACUAUUUACUGAAUUACCAAAAAAAACCAAAAAUUUUAUGAUGUGAAAACAAAAAGAAAAGUAAUCGCAAAAUUCGACCGUUUAAAUCUAAAUGAAAUAUAAGAAAAACUGCCUCUUUAUUUUCUUCAAAACAAAACGUUACACACAAAACACAGUAUUACAAAAAAAACUAAUAAAAAUCCAAUUUGAAAAAGGAAAUACAAAAAUUUUAUUUAAUUAAAAUUCUCGUUAAAAAUAUCUUUCAAUAAAAAACAAAGAAAAAAUUUGAAUAAAAAAAUAUAUAAAUUAAACAAAAAAAAUACAACUUACAAAUUAAAAUAUAUAUUUUUGUUUCAAAUAAAAAUAAAAAAGUAAAAUCAACAAUUUUUAUUAAAAAAAAUGAAGAAAACAAUUUUAGUAGCCGAUUUAAUUAUUAAGAAGAUGAAAAAAACAUAAAAAAUAGUGAUGAUGUUGAUAAGAAAAAGGCUUUAAAACAGCCAUUUGAAAAUAUAAUAGCAAAGUAAAUAAAAGAAAAAAAAAUAAAAAUAAAAAAUUAAAUAUAAUGAAAAAAUGAAGAAAAAAAUAGGCCUAGGACCUAAGCUAAUGUAUUUGCAAGAUAAAAAUAAAUAAAUUUCAAAAAAAAAAAAACAAAAAAAAUUUAAUUAACUAAUUAAAAAAAUGAAAGAAAAAAAAAACUAAAAAAAUAUUAAAACCUUGGCCAUGAUUUGGACAUCAAAUAUUCUUUUUUUUGUUUCAACAAAUUUCUUCAAUUUCUAAACUGUUCGACAGCACGAUAAUCAAUAUCGUUUUGUUUUUUAAAGAGAAAAGAGAGAGAAAAAUAAAAGCGAAAACAAAAAAAAUAAACAUUUUAUUUUGUUUUUGUUUUCUCUCUCAUAUCGAAAAUGGUCAUAAAUGGCAACCCAAAAAAAAAGAAUUUCAAUUUUGUGGUAUAUACUUUCAAUCAUAACAUUUAUGUUUCAGCAAUUUUCGUCUGCGACUACCGCAAAGUUGUUUUUCACAGAAUGGGAACGAGGUGAUUGCAAUUGAUUAUUUCUUUUUUUGUUUUUGUUCUUCGUAAUGAAACGAUUUUUAGUUUUCAUUUUAUAUCGAAUUGUUUUAAUUUUCGAUAUAUUUCGAUAUAAAAAUAUUCUCGUUCUCUGUGAAGAACAACUAUGCGCACUUGGAAAUCGCAU